GGCAAGGGAGCGGUAACUGUCGCGGUGAAACCGAUCUUCAGCCGGGACCUGGGCGAGGCGAAGCGGCGCGUGAGGGAGCUGUACCGGGCCUGGUACCGCGAGGUGCCCAACGCGGUACACCUAUACCAGCUGGACAUCACGGUGAAACAGGGGCGUACCAAAGUGCGGGAGAUGUUCAUGAAGAAUGCCCAUGUUACAGACCCACGUGCGAUAGACAUGCUGGUUAUUAAGGGAAAAAUGGAUCUUCAAGAAACCAUUCAGGUAUGGAAGCAGAGGACUCACAUCAUGAGGUAUUUCCAUGAGACGGAAACCCCACGACCUAAAGACUUUCUGUCCAAAUUCUAUGCAGGCCACGAUCCCUGAGAGAUUGACUCUAUGUCUUCCUGCCUUGUAUUACAAAUAAAGUUCUAUAUAGUAGAAAAAAAGUCUGUACAGAAAGAUUGUGUAGUGUAUUAGGGGCCUAAUGACUAACUCUGAAUCCAGUGUGUGUGCAAGUCAUUAUGAGCUGUAUGAAGCGCUGUGAUUUCCUAGUUUUGCCAAUGUGUAUUU
Messenger RNA from Leptosomus discolor (cuckoo roller), 549 nucleotides. It is a transcript of the gene NDUFA6, whose product is annotated as NADH:ubiquinone oxidoreductase subunit A6. The record is from RefSeq and is a predicted model, not a curated record. Gene Ontology annotation, biological process: response to oxidative stress. NCBI's taxonomy places the organism in Eukaryota, Metazoa, Chordata, Aves, Leptosomiformes, Leptosomidae. Gene Ontology annotation, cellular component: respiratory chain complex I.